UGAAACCAAAAUAAAACUCCAAAAAGUCCCGAACACAAAAACUGAAGCAAAAUGGCGGCUUCGGCUUGCUUAACCAACACCACACCAAAACUCACCACCACCUUCUCUUCAUCUUCUUCUUCGAGAACUCUUCAUAAACUCUGCAAAAGAUUCCCUCUCAUUUUACUCUCUUCUUCACGUUCUCUCUCUUCAUAUUCUAGCCUUUCUCCCAAAACCCUACGUUUUCUCUCUCCUCAUCGGAAUAAUCUUCUCCGCCGGAAUUUCUCACCUCGUGCUGAAUUUUCUUCUUCUUCCGAUAAUGGCGGUCAAUAUGAUUUCGAUCUCUUUACUAUUGGUGCUGGUAGCGGUGGUGUUCGAGCUUCUCGUUUCGCUUCCAAUUUCGGUGCUUCUGUUGCUGUAUGUGAGCUUCCUUUUAGCACUAUAUCGUCUGAGACUGCUGGUGGUGUUGGCGGAACCUGUGUACUUCGAGGAUGCGUGCCAAAGAAGCUGCUUGUAUAUUCUUCUAAAUAUUCUCAUGAAUUUGAGGAAAGCCAUGGGUUUGGCUGGAGUUAUGAUACUGAACCCAAGCAUGACUGGAGCACCCUGAUUGCUAACAAGAAUGCUGAACUUCAGCGCCUUACGGGCAUCUACAAAAAUAUCCUGAAAAAUGCAAAUGUCACACUUAUUGAAGGCCGUGGAAAGAUUGUAGAUCCUCACACAGUUGAUGUGGAUGGAAAACUUUACUCCGCGAGGCACAUAUUGAUUUCUGUUGGCGGCCGUCCUUAUAUCCCUGAUAUUCCGGGUAGUGAAUAUGCUAUUGAUUCUGAUGCUGCUCUUGAUCUCCCAGAAAAGCCUAAGAAAAUUGCUAUUAUUGGGGGCGGCUACAUUAGUUUGGAAUUCGCUGGUAUCUUCAAUGGUUUAGGAAGUGAUGUUCAUGUUUUUAUUCGUCAAAAGAAGGUCUUAAGAGGUUUUGAUGAAGAGGUCAGAGAUUUUGUUUCAGAACAAAUGUCAGUGAGAGGAGUUGAGUUUCACACAGAAGAAUCUCCCCAAGCUAUCAUUAAAGCUGCAGAUGGCACAUUAACGUUAAAGACCAACAAGGAAACUAUUGAUGGUUUCUCACAUAUCAUGUUUGCCACAGGGCGAAAACCAAAUACCAAGAAUUUGGGGCUGGAAGCUGUGGGGGUAAAGAUGGACAAGAAUGGAGCCAUACAGGUUAAUGAGUUUUCCCAGUCGUCGGUUCCUUCUAUUUGGGCGGUAGGUGAUGUUACUGAUAGAGUGAACUUGACACCUGUUGCUUUGAUGGAGGGAGGAGCAUUAGCAAAGACAUUGUUCAAAAAUGAACCAACAAAACCUGAUUAUCGAGCUGUACCUUCUGCUGUGUUUUCCCAGCCACCUAUUGGCCAAGUCGGUCUAACAGAGGAGCAAGCCAUAGAGUCAUUUGGUGAUGUUGAUGUUUUCACUGCAAAUUUUAGGCCGUUAAAAGCCACUUUAUCCGGUCUUCCAGACCGUGUAUUCACGAAACUUCUAGUCUGUGCAAAGACUGAUAAAGUCAUUGGGUUACACAUGUGCGGAGAGGAUGCACCAGAAAUAAUGCAGGGGUUUGCAGUUGCAGUAAAAGCUGGCUUGACAAAGGCGGACUUCGAUGCGACAAUUGGAAUUCAUCCCACAGCAGCAGAAGAGUUUGUUACAAUGAGGACGCCUACUCGCCAAAUUCGCAAUGGACCACCAAAGGGUAAAAAGGAUUCUGAGCCUCGAACUGUAGCAGGAGUCUAGGCUCAUGCUCUGAUGUAUAGGCUGCAUUUGGGAACAGAGCUGAAAAAUUUUGAGCAAGUAACUCGAAGAUGCUUGCUUGGUGAUGACAUUUCCGAGUCAAUUUUGCUUCAUUUAUCGUGAUCCAUCUGCCUCUGAAUAUCAACGGUAAGGCUAUCAUGCUCAUAUUUACAAAUGCAAAGUACCAGAAGGAUAACGGAGUUUUGAUUUUCUGUAAUAACGAGUGGUACAGAUCAACUGCAAUAUGACUUAGCUAGUUGCUGCAUUUCCGCUCCAGACAUUACCUUAUGUGUGUCCUCGGCCAAUUUUUUCGUGAUUUUUUAAAUUAUUUGCCCCAAUCUCUGUUCUUUGUCAUCUGGAACUGAGACUGUGCCAUUGAGUUGCACCCAAUAUGUUUCCAGAUCUUGACCAUGCAAUAAUUAUAAGCUAUUAAUUCAUACUGUUCAAUGGC
Messenger RNA from Amaranthus tricolor (Joseph's coat), 2200 nucleotides. RefSeq names its product glutathione reductase, chloroplastic. Lineage: Eukaryota; Viridiplantae; Streptophyta; Magnoliopsida; Caryophyllales; Amaranthaceae. Gene Ontology annotation, cellular component: mitochondrion; cytosol. Gene Ontology annotation, molecular function: glutathione-disulfide reductase (NADPH) activity; NADP binding; flavin adenine dinucleotide binding. The record is from RefSeq and is a predicted model, not a curated record. Bases 52 to 1752 code for a protein of 566 amino acids. The transcript has 11 exons. Gene Ontology annotation, biological process: cellular response to oxidative stress; glutathione metabolic process; cell redox homeostasis.